AUGGUAGCCCAAGACGCAUCCACCACGGGCGCCAACACGCAGGGCGACGUGCGCCGACGAAACGUGGGCAAUGGCCAGCCUAACGGCAGCUACAUUCCGCAAGAGGUCGACGACAAGCUCGACGAGAAGACCAAGCAGAAGGUGCGUGGAGGCUGAACUGCACAACCAUGCCGCACAUGGGCAGAAACCGCGGUAUGAGUAGAGCUUCUGAGUAGAGCUGACAGACUCGAUCUAGGCCAACUCUUUCAUCCAGAUCCUCGACGACUACGAAUUCCUAAUCGCUCCCAUAAUCUUCACCGCUUUAGCCUUCUUCACGCGCAUGUGGAAGAUUGGCCUCUCGCCCAUCGUCACCUGGGAUGAAGCUCACUUUGGCAAGUUCGGAUCCCACUACCUCAAGCGUGAGUUCUACUUCGAUGUCCAUCCUCCUCUGGGAAAGAUGCUCGUUGGUCUCUCUGGAUACCUGGCGGGAUACAAUGGCUCCUUCGAAUUCAAGAGCGGCGAGACAUAUCCUGAAGAGCUCAAUUACACCUUCAUGCGGCUGUUCAACUCAGCAUUCGGCGCUCUCUGCAUUCCUCUCGCGUACUUCACCGCGAAAGAGCUGCACUUCAAGAGGCCGACGGUCUGGUUGGUGACGAUGAUGGUGCUUUUCGAGAACAGCUACACAACUAUUAGCAGAUUCAUCCUGCUGGACAGUAUGCUUCUGUUUUUCACUUUCACGACCGUCUUCUGCUGGGCCAAGUUCCACAAUCAGCGACACGAUCCUUUUGGGCCUGAAUGGGGACUUUGGCUUUUCAUGACCGGUAUCUCGAUUGGAUGCGUGUGCAGCGUCAAGUGGGUUGGUAUGUUCGGAACCGCGCUGGUUGGUCUGUACACGGUUCAGGACCUCUGGAACAAGUUCGGCGAUCUCAAGAUGCCAAAGCCGGUCCUGGCAGCUCAUGUUGGCUUCCGUGUUAUUGGGCUCAUCCUCAUUCCACUCGCGGUCUACAUGUUCUCUUUCUGGAUCCACUUCCUUGUGCUAGAGAACAGCGGUCCAGGCGAUGCGCAGAUGUCUUCUCUGUUCCAGGCCAACUUGCGUGGGACGGAAGUCGGAAAAGACAGCCCUCUUGAGGUUGCUUUUGGCUCUCGCGCAACGCUGAAGAAUAUGGGAUACGGUGGAGGUCUUCUUCACUCGCAUAUUCAAACCUACCCGGAAGGCUCCAACCAGCAGCAGAUCACAUGUUAUCACCACAAGGAUGCCAACAACGAUUGGUUUUUCUAUCCGAACAGACAUGAGCUUGACUUUGACCCAGAAGCUCCUCUAAAGUACGUCGGUAACGGCGAUGUCAUUCGAUUGAUUCACGCACAGACCGGCCGCAACUUGCACUCUCAUCAGGUCGCAGCCCCAGUCACGAAGGCUGACUGGGAAGUCUCUUGCUACGGCAAUACCACCAUCGGCGAUACCAAGGAUCACUGGCAAGUCGAAGUGGUCGACGAUGCCGCAUCGAGGGACUACUCCAAGCUUCGAACCCUCACCACGGCGUUCCGUUUGAAGCAUGUCGAUCUUGGCUGCUACCUGCGUGCCGGCAAUGUCAACCUGCCUCAGUGGGGUUUCAAGCAGAUCGAAACCACCUGCGUUAAGGAGAACAAGCCUCGUGAUCCAUACACCCACUGGAAUGUCGAAUCGCACUGGAACGAGAAGCGUAAGUAUUCGGUCCCUUUCGCAGACUUGUACUCAGCUAACACGUGACAGUUCCACCUGGCGACCCAGGCUCAUACAAGUCUCCUUUCCUCCGUGACUUUGUUCAUUUGAACGUGGCUAUGAUGACCUCCAACAACGCGCUCGUCCCCGAUCCGGACAAGCAAGACGAUCUUGCGUCAAAGCCAUGGCAGUGGCCUUUUCUCCACGUCGGUCUGCGCAUGUGCGGUUGGGACGACCACAUCGUGAAAUACUUCCUCCUCGGAAACCCGGUUGUGUACUGGGGCUCUACCUUCUCUCUCGCCCUCUUCAUGGGCAUGGUCGCCUGGUACGCCAUCCGCUGGCAACGCGGCUACGACGAGCUCACUUGGGGACAAAUCGAUCACUUCAUGUACUCCGGCCUUUACCCCGUCAUCGGUUGGUUCCUUCACUACCUGCCAUUUGUUGCCAUGGCACGUGUCACGUAUGUGCACCACUACUACCCUGCGCUUUACUUUGCCAUUCUUUGCUGCGGAUUCUGCCUGGAUUGGUACACGCGAAACCUCCGCUCAACGCUGCAGUGGGGCAUCUUCAUCCCACUGUCUGGCCUCGUCUUUGGCAUGUUCUGGCUGUUCAGAGCAUUCUGCUUUGGUAUGGAGGGCUCGAACCAGCAGUGGAAGCACCUGAAGUGGUUUUCCACCUGGAGAAUGGCGGAUUAG
Messenger RNA from Lecanosticta acicola, 2373 nucleotides. Lineage: Eukaryota; Fungi; Ascomycota; Dothideomycetes; Mycosphaerellales; Mycosphaerellaceae. The record is from the annotation of a GenBank genome assembly.